AUGACGGAGGAGCAUGAGUACUAUUCCGGAAAGGGAACCAAGAUGGCAAAGCCUUUUACUGCAAAGGUGAGUAAGCACAAAGAAGAUGAGGAAUUGCAUCGGCGCAAAAGAUUGGAGGCUUGGGAAGCCGCCCAAAACGGUGGACGACGGAGCGACGGCAAACAUCAUGGUGGGGAUAAGCCAAUUAGCCACAAAACACUAGGGUUGACGUGGCAAUUGAUUCACUGGCCAAGUGUAAUAAAGUGA
Messenger RNA from Prunus armeniaca (apricot), 246 nucleotides. Lineage: Eukaryota; Viridiplantae; Streptophyta; Magnoliopsida; Rosales; Rosaceae. The record is from the annotation of a GenBank genome assembly.